GCUAGUUUACGGGCCGCCGCCAUUUUAGGAUUCCAGAGGGUGGUACGCUCUCCGAUUAGAAAUAUUCUACUUAAUGCUAACGUCCUGUGUAUGUAUCUCCAAAAAUCAGAACUGAAGAGGCACAGAAGAUCAGCGUAAAGUCAAGAUGACUCAGUUCCUGCCACCGAACCUGCUGGCGCUGUUUGCCCCCCGGGACCCCAUACCCUACCUGCCCCAGCUGGCGAAGCUACCCCACGAGAAGCACCACAAUCAGCCAUACUGUGGCAUCGCGCCUUUCAUCAAACACUUUGAGGACCCUAGAGAUGCCCCCCCACCCACCAGAGCUGAGACCAGGGAGGAAAGGUUGGAAAGAAAGAGACGGGAGAAGAUUGAGAGACGACAAGCAGUUAUGGAGACUGAACUGAAGAUGUGGGACCCUCAUAAUGACCCAAAUGCCCAAGGAGAUGCUUUCAAAACUCUGUUUGUUGCAAGAGUGAAUUAUGACACAACAGAGUCCAAAUUGCGUCGUGAGUUUGAAGUCUAUGGACCGAUCAAAAGGAUCUACAUUGUUUACAACAAGAGGACGGGCAAACCCAGGGGCUAUGCCUUCAUAGAGUAUGAGCACGAGAGAGACAUGCACUCGGCCUACAAACAUGCUGAUGGCAAGAAGAUAGAUGGGAGAAGGGUUUUGGUGGAUGUGGAAAGAGGACGGACAGUUAAAGGAUGGCAUCCUCGCAGGCUUGGUGGAGGUUUGGGUGGCACAAGGAGAGGAGGUGCUGAUGUGAACAUCAAGCAUUCAGGAAGAGAUGACACUUCUCGCUAUGAUGAGAGGCCUAUAGGAGGGGACCGCGAUCGCGACAGGGGUGGUGACCGCCGUGCAGACCGCAGCCGAGAGAGGGAUCGCGAUAAGGAUCGUGGGGAGAGAAGGCGUUCAAGGUCCAGAGAGAGACGUAGGCGAAGCUCGCGCUCCCGAGAAAGAGAGAGGGGAGACCGUGUGUCUGGGGUAGUAGGUGUUGGGGAUGACAGUGGGAACAGCAGGCGGAGGGAGAGAGAGAGGGGUGCAGGUGGUGACAGCAGGAGCAGAGAGAGGAGCAGGGAUAGGGACAGGAAGAGGAGAAGUAGAAGCAGGGACAGGAAGAGGGAGAGGGAGCGUGGCAAGGUAGGUGGAGAGGAAGGGGGAGAAGGUAUAUUAGGCCUACCUGAUGGCAUGGGAGAGGGGGGAGAGCGAGCACUAGAUGACCCCAAUUCUGGAGACCUGGGCCAUCCAGGUCGGGAUGAGGGAAGCAUGGAGGGAGAGGAGAGGGGGAGGGAUCGAGGAGAAAGGGAUCGAGAGAGGGACAGAGAUAGGAGGCGUAGUCACCGAGACAAAGACAGGGACCGAGACCGAGAGAGGAGGAGGGGUGAUAGAGAGAGGGACAGAGAACGAGAGCACAAGAGGGACAGGGGAGACCGAGACAGGGGAGACAGGAGGGAUGAAAGACAGUUGGCCCCACCUUCCAUGCUUCCCCCCUCACUGGUUCAAGAUGGGGGCAGCAACAGUGGAGACAUGCCAAUGCCAGAGGAAAGCAGUCAAGAUGGGAUGAUGGAUCAGGAGUCAGUGCAGUCUGGGGAGGGAUAUGUGUCAAAUGAAAAUGGCUACAAAAUGGAGCCACAGGUGGAAGAAUACUGAGAGAAGGUAUGGUAACAGACUCCAGUGUUCACUGAUCCUGCAGCCUGUGGUGUAUGAUACCUUCACAAAUGGCAGUGUUUAAUUUGAAUCUAAAUUUUUCCGUACAUCCAUUUUUAACAUGUAGAACGACAGAAGAUACAGUACCGUUAGCAGUGUCAAAUAGGUUGCUGUAAAAACCUGGUUUAAACUUUUGAAUGGGAAAAAAAAAAAAUCUUAUCUGGAACAAGGAGAAGCAGGUAAUUCGGUGUUAAGAUUUAUGUCCAGCGUUUAUCCUACUGCUGAUGUUAAUCCUUGAAAUACAUACUUUUAAUUGUACGUUCCAGAUGAGUUCACACAGAAAUGAUAAUCAGGGAAAGGUUGUUCAGAUACAUUUCUAAUAUCUAAAUGUUGCCUUGACUUGAUGGUAUUGAACUUGAUGAUAUCAUGAAAUUGGAUUUAGGAUGAGGGGUUCAAGGAUUUAAGAUAUUCAGACUCCCAGGAAGGCCCUGUAUGAACAUAAUGUACUGCUGUGGCCAGUGGCUUAACUCUGUUUUUGAGGGUAGCGUAGCCCUAGUGUGCAUCAGUCAUUUGUUGCUAAAUUCAUUUGUUUCUACACAUAAGUAUGCCAAAGCAGUUUCCAAAUUGUAAAGUUCACCAAGUGUAAUUUGACAAACAGUCCUGUAAUUCUUAGUUCUAGUUUUCUUCUACAUUGGACAGUGUAACUUGGGUUCAAUUUUGUUUUCAAGUUUCAAGGACUUAAUGAUUUGUUGCAAUUAUGUAUUUAUUAGGCUGUGUUAGUAAAGCUAAGUACACUGUUAGAUUUAAUCUUAUUACCGAAGUUAGAACCAGUAUGACAUGUAGUUCUACCUGUAAAGAAAGUCACUUUCUUUUUUUGGGGGGGGGGAUGAAAAGAACAGUAAUUGGUUAUAGUUGCAUUUAAUGUGCAACUUUUUUUUUUUUUUU
This is a messenger RNA of Scleropages formosus (Asian bonytongue), 2590 nucleotides long. RefSeq names its product small nuclear ribonucleoprotein 70 (U1) (gene snrnp70). Gene Ontology annotation, molecular function: U1 snRNA binding; mRNA binding. The transcript has 10 exons. The record is from RefSeq and is a predicted model, not a curated record. NCBI's taxonomy places the organism in Eukaryota, Metazoa, Chordata, Actinopteri, Osteoglossiformes, Osteoglossidae. Gene Ontology annotation, cellular component: U2-type prespliceosome; U1 snRNP; precatalytic spliceosome. Gene Ontology annotation, biological process: mRNA splicing, via spliceosome. Bases 146 to 1648 code for a protein of 500 amino acids.